UUGGUGCGUAGAGAGGGUGAGGAGAUAGAAAGCUUGGUGUCAGUGCCUACCUUCACUACUGAGGUGCACGUCCCUUUGGACGCUGGUCAGCUGGGAAUUCACUUCAACAAGUAGUUCUGCAGUAGCUUCUGGUGAACAUGAACGUACUCCAAGUCCUAGGUCUCUUACAGCUGCUGGCUGGACCUGCUUUCACUCUGACACGGCCAACGCAUGACUACUGGGGAGAGUUUGGAGCCUUUGGUCCCUGCAGUCGCACCUGUGGAACAGGAGUGGCAAUGAGAACCAGGAAAUGUAUCACUUCAAGGACAGAUGGAGGACAUAACUGCAUAGGAUCAUCUAAGUCCUUCCGAACUUGUAAUACACAUGAAUGUCCAGUUGGAUCCAGGGACUUCAGGGAGGAGCAGUGCUCCCAGUUUGACAGAAUGGACUUUCAGAGCAAACACCACUCAUGGGUUCCUUAUUAUGGGGCAUCCAAUCCAUGCGAGCUGAACUGUGUCCCAAGAGGAGAGAACUUCUUCUACCGUCACAGACCUGCAGUUGUGGAUGGGACACCAUGCUAUGUGGGCCGCACUGAUAUCUGUGUGGAUGGCACCUGCAGGAUACUGAUCCAUGGAGAGUUUAUGGGCCUGGAUGACGACACUAAUUCUGUGCACUCUGCUGGUCCUGUUGCUGUUGCUCCUCACCCAAGGGAGACACUCACCUACAUCUACAAAACUGGUGUCUACGGCGAGUGCUCUGCAGCCUGCAAUGGAGGCAUGCAGUAUCGCAGCGUGGAGUGUUUGACUCAGGACCCAGUGAACCCCCGUGUGGUGGAAGAGACUUACUGCAUUACCCAGCGCCUGCAGAGGCCACAGAGCCAGCAGGCCUGCAACAUGCAUCCCUGUACUGCUGAGUACAGUGUCUCCAGCUUCAGUGUGUGCUCUGUGACUUGUGGCGAAGGCCAGCAGACGAGGGAGGUGUUCUGUGUGGGGUCAGGAGGUGACCGUCUGCCUGACCAUGCCUGCAGUGGACUUGCGAGACCUGCUUCUGUCCAGACCUGCCGCAGACCUGCCUGUCACACACACAUCACCUGGCACGUGACUGACUACGGGCUGUGCACUAGAAGCUGUGGUGGUGGUGUGAGGGAGAGGAGAGUGGGCUGCUUUGAUACAGAUUUGAACCCCUACCCAGAGGCUCGAUGUGGAACAGCUAGCAGACCCAUCUCUGUGGAGACAUGCAAUUCACAGGCAUGCCCCGGAUCACAAAGUGUCCCCAGUGUGCAGGACCCAAGGACACAAGAAACCGCCAUGAGAGGAUUUGUGCCCCAUGUUCCAGGAGAAUCUUCAGCUUCCAGACCACAAAUAAACAUUGCUCAUGAGCCCUACCCUGCUGUGAUUGGUCCUCACUGUGCGCAGUCAUUGUAUGGCUGCUGUCCUGAUGGCUAUACCACUGCCACGGGGUCCAGGAAUGAGGGUUGCUCCCAUGAUGACUGUGUCCGCACCAGGUACGGCUGUUGCUUGGAUGGGGUGACUCCAGCUCAAGGAUUUGGAAGGGCUGGAUGUCCUGAGUACCAGGCAACUGUGGUGACUGUGCACACACCAUCUCCUGUCUCUCCAUCCACUGGUAGCGUGUGCUUCUUGCCUCGGGAUGAGGGCCCCUGUGAUACUUGGAAGGUCCGCUUCUUCUAUGACUCAGGUGCUCGCAAAUGUACAGAGUUUUGGUAUGGAAGUUGCCAGGGCAAUGGAAAUAACUUCAUGUCCCUGGAAGCAUGCCAGAGAGAGUGUGGGGGUGUGUUGAGGGAGCCCCCACCUGCACCUCGCAGAGAGACCCCAAGGAGAGUGUCACUCAGGGGGACUCUGAGGGCAAGGGCAUAAAUGUGCUUGCCACUAAUACCUCCAAAUCAUGGAAUAACCAGAGUGCUGCCUCUAUGAAGUUAAUCACAUGAUAUUCAUACACAUAUAGUAUUUACAUACAAAGGUGUAUUGUAAAAUGUCCCACAUCCUACCUUUCAUUUUAAAUAUCAGACUUUAAAUUAUAAAUGAUCUAGAUUGCUUCACAUUAUAACUGACAUGAUCCCACCUCAUGGUUCUGAUUUUAUUAUCUGUUUGAUCUUUGGCAUUUUGUUUGUGAUGCUCAGUAUAGUUUAUUUGUGCCAUUCUUCUAUCAGAUCAGGACUAUAAAAUAAAAUAAAAUGUCAUUGUGAGUAAAGCAACCCAAUAAAUGUUCAGCUAUCCGGUAACCUUGAAAAAAA
This is a messenger RNA of Dicentrarchus labrax (European seabass), 2230 nucleotides long. It is a transcript of the gene paplnb, whose product is annotated as papilin b, proteoglycan-like sulfated glycoprotein. The record is from RefSeq and is a predicted model, not a curated record. Bases 138 to 1853 code for a protein of 571 amino acids. Gene Ontology annotation, biological process: extracellular matrix organization. Gene Ontology annotation, molecular function: serine-type endopeptidase inhibitor activity; metalloendopeptidase activity. The transcript has 13 exons. Gene Ontology annotation, cellular component: extracellular matrix. Lineage: Eukaryota; Metazoa; Chordata; Actinopteri; Moronidae.